This is a messenger RNA of Lottia gigantea (owl limpet), 864 nucleotides long. RefSeq lists its product as hypothetical. The transcript has a single exon. The coding region runs from base 1 to 864 and encodes 287 amino acids. Lineage: Eukaryota; Metazoa; Mollusca; Gastropoda; Lottiidae. The record is from RefSeq and is a predicted model, not a curated record.
AUGGGAAAAGGAAGGUCCAAGAAAGUACCAAAUGCUAAGAGUACCAGAUCAUCUACUCGUACCAGUUCUAGUCCAUAUGCUAGACCUAGACCCAGAAAUGCCACAAAUAAUAUUCAAGAUGAUAAUGGUGCCAAGGUGACAAGGCCUACUACAAGUACUGUUGUUAAUGGAAAUGAUGAUGUUAGUUAUGUAGAUACAGACACAGCAAAUAAUGUCAAUAAUGAAACACCAAUUUUACCCUUGGGGGAUCCAGGUAAUGUGUUUAAUGCUUCUAAUAUUGAGGGGCCUGUAAACUUUGAUUGUGGGCUUACUCCUUUAAUUGCUGCUGACGAUAGUCAGCAGAAUAGUGGAACUGUCAUUUCCACUGUUAUUAACACACCAGAUCCUGUUGAGAGUACACAUAGUAUUCUUGGAUGCAAUGUACCCCUAUCAACAAGGCAAAAGAUAUGUCAGGGUGAAUAUGUGGAUUUAGCACUUAUGCUAAGGACCACAACUAAGGAGCCUGAAAGACCCCUAUCCAUAAGUCACACUGGGGAGCUAAUUUCUAAAGAGAAGAUAUCAUCUAAGAUAUUAGAUAUAGAAAAGUGGACGAAUGCAUUUAUCAUAUUUAUGAGUAUAUACAUUUCUGCACAUCCUUGUAAAUCUCAAGAUCUUCUCAAAUAUAUGAGAUCUGUGCGCUUAGGGGCCUCUAGAUCCAGGGGUAUGGGAUGGAAAUUUAGAUUAAGAAAAGCCGCUGACCCUACUAGCUCAUGGGGUAAUGUUGAUUAUGAGCUUUGGCUAAUAUAUAUGGCUAAUAAUACCAAUAAUCCAAAAUUUCAAACUGCAAAUAAAUUUCAUUCAGGUUUUUCUACAACUGGAAAAUGA